Molecule: messenger RNA, 2637 nt
Organism: Malania oleifera
Lineage: Eukaryota; Viridiplantae; Streptophyta; Magnoliopsida; Santalales; Ximeniaceae
Exons: 3
Coding region: 183-1088 (301 amino acids)
Source: RefSeq, a predicted model, not a curated record
GAUCUAUUAAUUUUUGUUAAUUUGAACUUGUAUGAAAAUAACAACUUAUGUCUAGAAUUUUUUAGCAAAGCUACUGCUAUUUGCUAUUAUUUUGGAACUUUCCUGUGGAAUAGAGGGAGGGACUCGCAAAAACUAAACACUGUUACUUUGGAUAAAUCACAAACCAGAAAAAUCGAAAUUCCAUGGUUUCCAUGGCCAGAGUCCCCCAGCUCGUCCUCUCCCCAAUGCCUCGCCCGCCAAUCUCAACCUCCUUCCUUUCCUCUUCGCUUAAUUUCCUAAUCAGAAACCCUAGACUCCACCUCCACCACCACCACCACCACAACCAAAGCUUAAUUCCCAAAACACCCUCGCCGUUAUCGUGCUAUAGAAAUGGCAGCACCCCACCUUCAGAAACAAAGUGCCCUGUUCCAGUAGACCAGCAGCCGGUGAACGAGUACGAGAGCCUCUCUGCCUCCUUCCCCUUCUCGUGGGCUUCUGGGGAUUUGGUUCAGUACUCUUCUCGUCUGUUAACCACCGGCGUUUCCUUCACUCUCUUCGUGGGUCUUCCCGUCGCCUGGUUCGGUGCCGUUGGGCCUGAGUCGGAGCCGGUGAAGCGGGUUCUAGGAGCUGUUUCAAGUGGCAUCUUUGUGGUGACUCUUGCAGUUGUGAGGAUGUACUUGGGAUGGGCCUAUGUGGGCAAUCGUUUGCUUAGUGCCACAGUUGAAUAUGAAGAAACAGGAUGGUAUGAUGGUCAGAUCUGGGUGAAGACAGCUGAAGUUUUGGCACGUGACCGGCUUUUGGGUUCAUUUUCAGUAAGUAGUUAUUCGUAUUGGGCAGAUUCAGUGUAUUUCCCUUAUUUCUUUUUUCUAGUUGUUCAAUGUAUUCAAUUAUCUGAUGCUGCAAAUCCAUGUCAAAAGCUAUGGAUGAAAACCACAUUGACUGUAACGGGAAAUAGAACACAGAAAAUAGUAAUAAUCUUAGAAAUUGAAAUAUUAAAUUUUUGCCUUGUAUACUUUGUUGUGCCUGUUGUAGCUAACGGAUCUACUUUCCAAACCAUUAAACUUGUCCUGGAUCUGCAGGUUGGGUGCUUUUUGUGCAUUGAAGCAUGAGGAGCCUAUUGUGCAUUGUUUUCCUUCUUUUCUUUCAGACUCUGUUAAAUGUUUAACUACACAUUAUGUCAUUGUCAUGGAAAAAAGAAAAAAAAAAUUGUGAGUUUAGUAUUGUUUUACCCGUUUAGUGUUGUUUUACCCCCUUCGCCAGAAAUCUUGGCUUUGCCCUUUUGACAAAGCCACCACCAAUUUCGUCUUUUUUUAGUAGAAAAUAUGUGGAGGAAGAUUUGAUGGCAUAUAAUUACUUUGGUGAAGGUUUUUGAUACGCCCAAAAUUGGUAUGCCCAAAGUUGAUAAGUAUGCUCAUAAAGGCGAGCAGUUGUAAGGCCAGUAUUUAAUAGCAUUUGGUGUCUUGCAUUACUGCCUUUAGGUUAUCCACAACCCCUUAUGUGGUUACAAGAGUUGCUAUUGACCUUUAGGUUAUCCAUAACCCCUGUUGCUGUUACAAGAGUUGCUAUUGAUGUCUUGCAUACCCACUCUUGAGUUACCCGUAACCCCCCAAGACAUAAUAUGGCACGUUCAUAACUCCCAAGAUGAAGGAGAGCCUACUUUCACCACUAUAAAUAAGGGAUCUUAGGAAUAGGUAAGCAUCUUCUUCUCUUUCACUUUUUUUUUUACUAUUGCAACCUAAAGCGUUCCACAGUUUCUAACUUAGGCAUCAAAGUGAUCUCCUGGAGUACACCUUAGGUCUCCCAAGCCAUUAUUAUUUAAUUCCUUUUAGUGGUCACGGUUGAAAGAUGAUCUACAAAAGCCGUUUGAUUUUUGGCAGCAACAUUUUGUUUUAGUAUGCAAUGUCAAAGACAUUGUUUCUUUUUAAACUUCAAAAUUAUCUGUUCUCAACUUACACUUCGGAGUGAACAUGCUUUUCAAGUUUUUGAGCUGAUAUUUUUAAAUUAUUGUGUUGCACAUGUUUUAUCUUGAGAUCAUUCAGGAUAUUAUGAGGAACUUGUAAGCAUCAGAGAUGAAUUGUUGAGGCAAUGUAUUAGAUUACAUACUAGGUAGGAAUUCUAAAUCCAUAUAUAAAAUGUUUGAAGAUCAUAUUACUCAGUUCAUUUCUCUUGCUGCAUCCAUAGGUAAAGCCUGUGUUGAGCAGAUUAAAAUUCACUCUUGUGGGGCUUGCGGCAUCCUUGCUCAUAUGUAUUCUCCUUCUGACUAAUAUUGAGGGUAGUCAAAAGGAUGUCUACUUAUCCAAAGAAGCUGGGGGUAGAGCCAUAGCUGGAGUUUACAAUGACAAGUCUGCAAGAGCAUUUGAGCCUGAUGCCUUCUGUGGUGAACCUGGUCUGCCCUAGCUCUGUUGGUCAUUGAACUGAUGUUAGUAAUUUGCCCUGCCUGGUAUAUAUGUAUAUAGGAGCAUAUCAAGUACCAUUUCUGUACAGUUAUUUAUAUCGCUGUAUAGGCCCCCCCUGUAAUUUCUUCAAUCAUAGCUUUACCCCUUGUUUGACAAAUGAUGUAUGUGAAGUUUGCAGUAAGAUUUAGUUAUUGCAAAUGAUCAUUGUAAUGUGAAGAUCUACAAAAAACAAUUGAAAGUUACCAUCUUGUUCUUCCUUUCA